Brassica rapa (field mustard) is the source of this 8114-nucleotide messenger RNA. RefSeq lists its product as uncharacterized. Lineage: Eukaryota; Viridiplantae; Streptophyta; Magnoliopsida; Brassicales; Brassicaceae. The record is from RefSeq and is a predicted model, not a curated record.
GGUUAACAAACUUCUAAAAUUAGUUAUUAGUUCAUAUAUUCUAAUCUAAAAGCAACAAAAAGAAAGACGAAACCAAUCUAUUCUAAAUUUUCUUUUACGUUUUAUUAAGUUCUUAUUUUUCUAAAGUUGAAAACCCAUAAAAGAAAAAUCCUAACUGAAAUCUAGAUUGAGCCUCAAAACCAAUAUUCAAUUGGAGGAGAGUAACAAAAAAAUGAUAUCACAUCGACUGAGGAUACUGAUAAGAUGCUUUAUUUUGCCCUACAAAAAAGUAAGAUAGAGUGUUCAAACACAUGGAGAAUAAGAAAAAGUGCAUGUACCGAAAGAAGACAAAUCAAAGUUAUAUGAACAAACCUCUACUUGAUGUUCUUAUUCAUUUGACGCUUAUUUUUGCUCUUUGAUGUGAUAAGACUCAAAAAGACCACACCAAACAUAGACAGCUCAGUGUCUCCUCAAGGCCUUACACCUAACACAUGCAUCUUUCUUCCUUGUUUUGAGGUAAACAUUUGCCUUUCUAUUCAUUUGUUUUAUAUACUUUUGUAAUACUAGUAUUAUGGUGCCUAUCUUUUCUCUCCAUGUUUUUGAUAUUUCCCAUUUUUAAUCUAAAGGUACAUAUAUUUCUGAAACUAAUUCUCUACGAGUUUUUUAAUCAGGACUUAGGACCAAAAUAAUGCUUUUGGUUUUGGAAUGUAAACUCACAAUUAAAAAAGCUUUUAAAGGAGAAUAAAUAAGAGGGAGAUCAUAAAAAAAAUUAGAGACACGCAUUACUGUAAUAUGAUAUUCCAAACAUCAUUACCAAGGAGCCAAUCUAGAAGUUUAUUUUGACACGAAGAUGUAUGGCCCUUUGGUCCAAAUAGUCCUUUUAGGUCCAGACCAGCUGGCGCUAAUACCGAUGACAUGGUGUAAAACAUCUCUUUCAACGGGAAUUAAACUAUGGGCGCACUGAAACCUACUCCAAAUAUUAUUUCUUCCGUUUUUUUAUAUAUGACGUUUUAGAAUUGUACAUAUAGAUUAAAAAACAUUUAAUUUCUAAACAAAAAUAUCAUUAAUUGUUUACUUAACCACAAUUUAACCAAUAAUAAAAUAGAAACUAUAAUAUCAUUGGUCAUCUAGCAUUAAUUAGUAAUAAAUUUUACAUAGAAAAUUGAAAACGUCAAAUAAUUUGAAACAACAAAAUUCCUCUAAAACGCCAUAUAUAAAAAAAUGGAGGGAGUAAAUCAUUAGUCCAACAGUGUAAAAUUUCCAAUCUAGAAGUUUCAUUUAAGUGAUUAGUAAUAAGAAAUAAAAUAAAAGCAUGAAAAAUAAUUGAGCUUCAGAAGAUGCAUGAAAUGAUAUCCAUUUUAUCUAUUAGAUUUUUAAAAUAAUUUUUAACAUAGAAUUUUAAAUAUGCAGUAAUUAUUUUUAGGAAAAUUUACCAGAAUGAAACAAAAUUUUCAGUUUUCUUGUCCCUUUGGUAUAAAACAUGUUUUGUCCAUUUUUUCUAUUUUUUUAUUUUUUCCAUUUUUAAAACUUAAUGAAAUAAAUAGUUUAUGUUUUCAUGUGCCCCGUAAAAAAUUAAUAACUUGCUUUCGCCUAUAAAUAUAGAAAUUAGUUUUUCGAUCUUUUUUUCUUCUUUUUGAACUUUGAUUUUCGAUCACUUUUAGAAAAUAUUUCUUAUGUAUCUAAAGUCACAUCUCCAAGUUCACCUAAGAGCAUCUCCAACCCCACUCUAUUUUUCACUCUAAAAUAGAAUUUAGAGUAAAAAGUGCUCCAAUGGUACUCUAUUUCUCAUUCUAUAAUAGAGUGAAAAAUAGGUUUACUCUAAAUAUAGAGUAAUUUGUUUUUUCUUUGUUCAUUACUCUAUUUUUUACUCUAAAAUAGAGUACCAUUGGAGCAAACUUAAACUCUAUUAUAGAGUUACUCUAUUUUAGAGUAAAAAAUAGAAUAAGCAAUUGGAGAUGGUCUAAAUGAUAUAUAAGUCCUCAUAUAUAGAUAGUCAUGACGACUCGCAUAUCUAUUUUUCCUGUGAUUACUGUACCUGAGGCCAGUCAGAUUGUUCUCUUCUUAUUUGAGUGAUGUUAGUCAGGACAUUCUUUAUUUUGUUCUCCUGAAAGCUAUCACAACCAUGUAAUUAUUUCAUGAAUAUUCUCUUAUACCAAAGAAAACUGAUGGAAUCUAUUAAGCUGUGAUUAAAAAAAUCAUGAUUUAGCCGAAAUUAGGAUAAAUUUGUUUUGUGAGGUUGAGAACGUACGAUACAGAUUACAAUAUAAUCGUUAUAAAACCGUAACAACCGUUACCAUGCAAACACUGAUAGAGGCAAAAUAAGUCAUCCCUUAGUAUAUUAAAAGCGAAUUGUGCUUCCUCCGAAUUAGUUGGAACUGUGAACUGAUAUUAGUUCUAAAUUUUAAUAUUAUAUAUGCACAUAGUCCAUAAAUAUUAAGUUAUUAACUAUUAAGGGGAUGAUUGGUUGGGGCUGUAGAUGCUCUGGACAGCCAAAAUUUAGUCUACAGCUAUAUAUCUCAAUCAAUCAAGCUUUGCUUUCCUUAAAAAACUUACAGCAAAAAAAUCUCUGCAAAAUCAAAAUAUAACUGUAAAGAGCUUUAUUUCCAGAGCAAAAAAUUAGUGCUUUAGAAAUCUACAGCAAGGAAAGGAAAGCUACAGCAAAUAAAUCUACAGAUUAAAUUCUACAGCAAAAAAUAUGAAGCUACAGCACUUACCAAUCAUCCUCUAAGUAUAUAUACUUCCUCCAUUAGGGCCCUCCAAUAUGUAUAUGGGUGGUGCUACCAUGAUUAACACGCUCAUCCUAAAUGUGACUUUAAAAAGGCUUCAUAGAAAACAUAAGGUCCUCAUCAUUAUCAUCAAUCUACCAUUAACAUAAAUACCAAAAAUUAUGAGCAUGGACGGCGAUAAGGUGAGAGAAAUUAUACUAUUCAGUUAAAUUUCUAAAUUUAAUUCAAAACAUCGCCAUGAAAAUUUUCCUUUUAGUUAUAUGACUUCAGACUUUGAAUAUCGAUAUUUGAGUAUAAAUAAUAUUCAGAGAAUUUAAAACUCUAAAUCUAAUGUAAAAUGUUUUGUUUCAUAAUUUAGAUAAUAAUAUAGCAAUAAUAAUAAAUACUAGUUUUCUUUUAUUCUUUCCAUGAUGUCCGUUGAGGAUUUCUAUAAAUAUUUUAAAAACAACUUUUUUUUUGCUUUCUGUUUUCCGCAAGUAAAUUAAACGAUAUGUAUUAAUUCACACCAAUUUUUUAGAACAUUCUAUCAACUACUAAUAAAGUUUAAUCGAUUCUUUUGAAAAAGGUGGAUAAUAGUAUUAUCUUUUAGUGAACAUAAAAUAAAAUUUGAAUGCAUGGCCCCAUAUGAUUUAGCCGAUGUGCCUAAUGAUAUCUAAGGUUCUAUUAACAUUGGCCAUAUUAGCGAAUGGUCGGGCUGUGAAGCAACAUUAUACUUUAUCUAACGAAUAAUAUGAUUGAGUUUCUAUUCAACCACUAUGGAAUGGUUUAUGAAAAUAUAUGUAACCCCCUUAACUUGACGAUAUUAGACUAUGACCACAAAUAUAGAAGAAUAUAUAAUACCAUGAUUAAGGCCACUAACAAAUUCCGGCGGCAGAUCAAAAAGCCAUUCAAAUUAAUUACAACUUCGAAUAUAGUUUAUAAAACUUUCCGGGAAUUUGAGACUAAGCUUUAGUCAUGUUUGGUUUUAAAUAUUGCGUACCCAUUAAAAAGCAUGCUAUUAGUUUACUUAUGUAUCUUUAGUGGUAUUCCCUUUUCUAUUGUAAUCAUUGUUUUGAAUCUUUCAUUCUAUGUGGUCACGCUAUAUCUCAUCUUCUCAGUUUGUCGUUCGUCUUCUUCUUUUCUUUAUUAGAUGAAUAUCAACUCAUUUUGAAUAUGAACUUUUGAUUAGUGUUUAGAGCGAGAUGCAUGCACUGCUUAUACUUUCUCCUAACCCUCCACCAUGUAAGAUGCAUGUUUUUAGUUGCUUUUACGAACUCAAUGUCUAAACAAAAUGAAAAAUUUAAAAGACUAAAAUUAAUUGUUAAAUUAUAUUAAGAAAGAAAACCUGAACCAUAAUGAUGGAUACAACACAUUUGCAUAAAAUUCUAAAUGCAUCACUUUCGAUAUGAAAUUGAAGAGAAGAAAAGUCUGAAAAAGGCAACUCGAUUAAAAUAAUAUGUUUUUAUGAAAUGGAUUACAUAAAAAUUGAACCAGUUUAAUGAUUAAAAUUUAGAUUUAUAUUACUACUUUUUACUGCAAUCAUGAUAUUCUUUUAUUUUAAAUAAUGAAAACAAAAUCUAUUCCUAAAAAUCCCCAACAACAACUUAGAUGUUGAUGGUCUUUUUCUUUAUAUCCAAGAUAAUUAAUCAAUAAGGUUUAAAAAAGAGUUACGUUAGAUACUUACCAACAUGGUGACUUUAAUGAAAUGGAUAACUUAUGAGCAAUCAUGGAGUGUAAUUUUGGUUUAUAAGUCCCUAAACAUUAUUUGAGAAGUAAUUGUUUAUUUGUUUUCACUACAAUCAUUCUAAAGUAGUGAUAUAAUCUAUUAAAAAUGAUAGUAUGGAUCUAUCUAAUUUAGAGUAACUAAAUAAUUAUGCUUAACAAAUCAUCAAUACCAAAAACAAUUUGUUUAUAUUUAUCUAUUGUUCUAAUUUUUUCUGGAGUUAGUUUUAAGGUGGAAAUUGUUGUAUAUUAUCCAAAAAUCAUUAUAUAUUUUUCUUCCACCUAGGGGUGGGUGUUCGGGUAUCCGUUCGGGUUCAAAUCGGGUAUUUCGGAUUUUCGGGUAUUUUGGUAUAGAGGUGUAGGACCCGUUCGGGUAUUUCUGUACUUCGGGUCGGGUUCGGAUAUUUUUAGUUCGAGUUCGGUUAUUUCGGAUCGGGUUCGGAUAUUUAGAUUUUGAAAAAAAAAAUUAAAUUUUCAUUUCUCAAAUUUCUUGUAUUUAAAAAUAUAACUUUCACUUAACUAAUUUUUUUAUUUCUAAUAGAUUGAAUGGUUAAUAGAUUUGGACAUAACAUUUUGAAACUAAAAAGACAUUAACUUGGUUAUUGUUUUUAAAUUUUGGAUGUAACUUUUUGUUAAUUCUUGAAAUAAAAAAUUUGACAUGCAUUUUAAUUGAGUGUCAAAUCAUUUUAUCCGUAAUUGUAUGUAUAUCAUAUGAAUUUAAAAUAUGUGUAGUUAUAAUAUAAAUAUUUUAUAUAAAAUGAGAGAUGUAAACUAGAAAUAUAAAGUUAAUUAUACAUAUGUUCAGUUAUUUUCGGAUAUCCAUUCGGGUUCGCAUAUUAUCCGUUCGGAUUCGGAUAUUCAAUCUCUACUAAUUCAAUACCCGUUCGGAUAUUCUGCUACCUUUAAAUGAAUGCCAUCCUUAAAUUAUUUAUAUUCACAAAUUUUAAAUUUUAUAGUUUCUGUUUCUAAUAUGACAUCAACAUUAACCAUGUAAUACAACAGAGAUUUAGAAGUAGUUUAACCUAGAUGAUCUAGAGUGUAAUGAAAAUAGUAUAAUGAUUUUAGGUUUUAGGACAUCACUGUUCGAGAUUUCCAAGUUAGAUAUCUCAAAGAUAAAUAUAAUUAUAUUAAUAUCAAUUUUAAGAUAUUUUAAAAGUGUGAGAGAUCUAUAUAAUCAAUUCAAAACACUUAAGAGUGUACUCAGCGGAAAGUUUGGGGUAAUUUGUAUAAAAUGACUAUUCAAAGAUGAAUUUGAAAAAUCCAUUUAAAAUCCAAAAGUAUUAAACUAGACAUUUCAUAAAAUACUCUGCAAUCUACUAUUUUGAAAAUAUUUCAAGUUAUGAAUUUAAGAAGUUUUUAAGUAAUUUUAGAGCGUGUGUGAAUGAAAUUUUGUAAUAAUUUUUUUUAAAAAUCUUAUGAUUUUAGGUAAUAUUCUAUGUUUUUAAAAAAAUCAUAUUUUAAAUAUUCUAAAAGUUUAAAUUAUUUGAUACGAAACCUAAUUGUAACAUUACAUCUGCGUAAAAUGAUUGGAUAAUGAUAAAGUUAUGUUAUUAUUAUUUUCUUGAAACUUGGUAAAGCUAUGUUUUACAAUUUUUAUUAUCAACUAAAUAUAAUUAGGUUUCUAUGUUUCAACGACGGUGGAAUCCUGGAAUCGGCCGGGAGAUCCAAAUCGACACAAUAUCGGCUCAUUAUAAUCAAGAUGGAAAGUUUGGGAACCAGGGAAGGAAUCGGGAAAGAAGAUCCGUAUCGGAUCUGAGAGGGUUUGCUGGAGAAUCAUUACAAUUUGGAUUUCGAUCUGCGAUCUCAAUCUUCACAAAAACGAAUUCCUCGCAAACCGAAGAGCCAACUCAUUGGAAGUUCUGGAGAUAUAAAAACUGGUGAAGGGGCGCGAAAGAGAUUGAAGAUAUCGGUCCCUCAUUUCAACAACUCGGAUCUAAUCAAGGGCUAUUCCAAAACAUUAAUUGGAAGAUGUAUGAACCCUGCAGAGCAAAAUGUCAAGUUCUUGGUGGGGACGCUUCCUAAAAUUUGGGGAUUGGAGGAAAAAGUUGUGGGUACUGAUUUGGGGCUUGGGAGGUUUCAGUUUGACUUUGAUGCAGAGGAGGACAUCGAAACGGUGCUGAAGAUGCAGCCAUUUCAUUUCGACUACUGGAUGAUUUCGCUGGUUCGUUGGCAACCAAGGAAGUCUAAAAACUAUCCCUCGGAGAUCACUUUCUGGAUCAAGGUUUUGGGAGUGCCUUUGGAGUUCUGGGAAGCUCCAACUUUCAGGAGCAUCGGUGAUGCAAUUGGUGUCACAAAGGAGGUUGAUUUGGAUUAUGGUAGAAUCCAAGUGGUGGUUGAUGGGUAUAAGGAACUCACGUUUGAGACGACUGUGGAUUUCAAGGGAGGAGAGUACUAUGAGGAAGAGGAGGCUCCAGUAUUCUUGCGGUAUGAAAAACUGUUUGGUUAUUGUAAAACAUGCUUCAGCCUGUGUCAUAAGAUGGAGAAGUGCCCACUGACCACAGACACCACGGAGAAGACGGUGGAGAUAAGGGAUGAUGCUGAGUAUGGUUUAAAUGAUCGGGCUCGCAGCUACAAAGGGGUGGUAAUAAACGGAAAUGGAGGACAACAAGAUCGGGGAAGAGAGAAACGUGAGUAUCAAGGGAAAGGCAAGGGGAAAAUGUUUGAGGAGACGGACUCAAAGUGGGUCAGGGCUGCAGAUAGGGAGUCUAAAGCUUCCAAUCACAAAAACCAUCGGAAUGGCCACCGCGGAGAUGAGGGAAAUUCUCGUCCUAGGAACUCCAGAAGGGAGCACACCAGGACUCAUCAUCAAGACGAUCGCUCAAGAAAUUCUGCAGGAACGAGAGGUGAGAGAGUAUCUCGUACUGAGUUUCAACCGGAAGGGCUGGAGGAGGGUGAGAUCAAAGAGAAAGAGAUGGAGCGGUCAACUCAAAUGGAGGAGAAGGUACCAGAAAGGACGCAGCCAUCACAAGCUUUCCUUGAUGCGCUAAUGGAGACACAAGGAGAACUAUCUAAGGUAUUAUCGAACCCCUCUAGUGGAGAACAAGAGCUAGGUGUGGAGAAUAUGGAUUUGGGUAUAGUAGACGGGAAUAACGUAGAGACUGAUGGGAGUAUGGGUUUAGCGGGAAACUAUAUUGAGGAUGCUAGUUUUGGGAAUCAUGAGGGUUUUGGAGAGGACGAGGUUCAGAUGCUUGCUGAGGAAGAGAUAGAGGAAGAGGUUAAAGCACAGGUGGUUAUGCCUGAGGCACUCGAGGAGAAGAAGAAGUUAGAGGAUAUGGACGGGAAGGAUGGAGUCGCUGGGGAGGUGGAAAAGAGACAAGGCAUUCGUAAAAAGGUGGUCAAGCCGUCUGUAGGAGCUGCAGCUUCUAAUAAGUUGAAGAUGGCUCAGUUGGUGUCGGCAAAACGUGUGGUAGCCAAACCAGGCAUUCGUCAUGGUGAUCACUCUAAGCAGGGGGAGGACAAGGGCACAUCAGGUCCAAAACAUGACUCUGCAAAGCAAGUAAAAGAUCCAUGAUUACAAGCGUACGGAUAGAGAAGUCACUUGGGCAGGUUAUGGUUUAUGGUUUUAUUUCAGUUUUAAUAAGCUCUCUGAGCAUUUGUACUUGGUGUUUUUUGGUUUUUUGUUGGGUUUAUGAUUGCCUCUUUUUAGUUUGUUUUGUGGAAUGGUUUUGCAUUCUGGUUUCUGAAUGGAAUAAAUAUGGUUUUUUAGUA